This is a messenger RNA of Aplosporella prunicola CBS 121167, 335 nucleotides long. RefSeq lists its product as uncharacterized. Gene Ontology annotation, biological process: protein histidyl modification to diphthamide. The record is from RefSeq and is a predicted model, not a curated record. Bases 75 to 335 code for a protein of 86 amino acids. Gene Ontology annotation, molecular function: metal ion binding. The transcript is spliced from 2 exons. Lineage: Eukaryota; Fungi; Ascomycota; Dothideomycetes; Botryosphaeriales; Aplosporellaceae.
CCUCUCGCACCAAACCAAACCAAACCACACCACAACCAACAUCACUGCGCCGCAAGCGCCACACCCCACCCAAAAUGGCCGAGUCCUUCUACGACGAGAUCGAAAUCGAAGACAUGACGUACGACGCAACGCUGCAGCUGUACCACUACCCCUGCCCGUGCGGCGAUAGGUUCGAGAUCUCGCUCGGCGAUCUGCGGGAUGGAGAAGACGUCGGCGUGUGUCCGAGCUGCAGCCUUAUGAUUAGGGUUAUUUUCGACCAGGAGGACUUGCCCAAAGACGACAAUAACGAUGAUGCGGCUGCGGCGUCGAAGCUGCCGGCCGAGGUCGCGGCGUGA